Molecule: messenger RNA, 690 nt
Organism: Cordyceps militaris CM01
Lineage: Eukaryota; Fungi; Ascomycota; Sordariomycetes; Hypocreales; Cordycipitaceae
Exons: 3
Coding region: 1-690 (229 amino acids)
Molecular function (GO): protein binding
Source: RefSeq, a predicted model, not a curated record
AUGCUAUCCUUUGCUCGGCUGCAAACGCAGCAGGAAUACUCGGCCGAGGCAGAAGCACAGCAGAAGCAGGUCCUAGAGGUGUAUAAGACUGCUGUAGCUAGUCAACGUCGGCAUACUGCCAAGAUAACGAGAGACCUGGCGCAAACUGUCAGCGAACAAGGCAAAUGUGAGGAGGCGGAGGCUCUGUUUAAAGAGGUCGUGGCCAGUCACAAAGCCACAGUUGAGGACUGCCAUUGGAAAACACGAAUCGGACGAGCUCGAUCACGAAAUUAUCAGGAUGUACAAGGGGCAUAUGGGCCAGAGGAUAACAAGACGCUCCAACGCCAAGAGACGUGGUCACUGCGCCUCAUCGAGCAGGACAGGGACGAAGAGGGAGCGGAACUUCUUACCGAGGCCAUCGAGUGCCGAGGGCGCCUAGGAGGGUUGGAGGACUUAGACACCAUUGCCAUGAUGAAUAUCCUGUAUCAACGCGUCCUCGGCCCAAAGUACAAGGAUACCAUUUGCAUGCAGGAUGAGCACAAUGGAUGGCUAAGAGAUUUGUUUGAGCACGACGAAGAGCACGCUCGGGAUCCUAGUGAGACGCCGUGUGAGGAGUAUGUGCUUGCGAGGCUAGCAAGGCUGCGCGGCUGUAGGAACGAGGGCCAUUGGCAGCAUUUAUCCGUUCAAGAAGACUCUUCUCUCCCCAUAUGA